Molecule: messenger RNA, 1170 nt
Organism: Closterium sp. NIES-65
Lineage: Eukaryota; Viridiplantae; Streptophyta; Zygnematophyceae; Desmidiales; Closteriaceae
Source: the annotation of a GenBank genome assembly
AUGCAAUUCAACGGGUCAACGCAGUCAACGCCGCAGCAGCCGGAUCGUGUUUUCGUGGCGUCGAUCCCAUUGGAUGCGCCGGCCGGACCUCCUCAGUGGGUUGCUGACGUGGCAGGACGGCUGUUUCCUCUGCUGUGCAGUCACUGGGUGGUGAUUAUAGCGAGAGAGAAUGGAGAGGGCCACUUCAUGUGGCCCCCAUGUUUCCCCCAUGUUCCCCCAUUUCCCCCCGUGCUCCGCCUGAUGCUUCCCCAUCCUCCCCCCUUCCUCCUCCCCCCACCUUCUCCCCCCUCCCCCCUCCCUCCUCCUCCUCCUCCUCCUCCUCCUCCUCCUCCUCCUCCUCCUCCUCCUCCUCCUCCUCCUCCUCCUCCUCCUCCUCCUCCUUCUCCUCCUCCUCCCCCUUCUCCCAUUCUCUCCUCCCAUUCUCUCCUCCCAUUCUCUCAUCCCAUUCUCUCCUCCCAUUCUCUCCUCCCAUUCUCUCCUCCCUCCCCAGCCUUUGAGAUGUUGAGGCCUUCCUCCUCUGCCCUCCUCCGUACCCCUCCUCCGCCCUCUCCCCAGUCCUGCCUCUUUUACUUAAAGGCUCGCUACCUCUUUGACUUGAGGCCGGAUGACCCACAGAACAUGCAGUGCUACCUGUUUGACUUCAGGCCGGAUGACCCACAGGACAUGGGAGUGGCUCUCAGAGUGCUGGCGCUGCAGCCUGUGCCUGGUGAGUUGUGUGCGACUUUUGAGAUGUCUCAAAAGUCGCUGCAGCCUGUGCCUGGUGAGUCGUGUGCGACUUUUGAGACGUCUCAAAAGGCGCUGCAGCCUGUGCCUGCUGCAGCCUGCGCCUGGUUGGCUAUAAACUCGUUCAUGCACUUGCAUCUGCCACUUCACUUCCCUCCUUCCUCCCUCCUAACGCCCCCCAGACUGCCUGCUCGUUUGACCACUGUUCCCCACCCUGCCUUCGUUCCCCUGCUGGCUAUAUGCUCAUUUGUCCGCUCUCCUCCCUCCCCUCCCGCCGCUGCUGGUGCGUCGGCUCGUCUGCUGGCUGGGUCAGAUUGCCCCAUUGCUCCGUUUCCCUCCCUCUCACCAUCCCACUGUCCCUCGAUUUCCAGGUUAUCUGCUAAUACGCCCGCUCUCCUCCCUCCCCUCCCGCCGCUGCUGGUGCAUCGGCUCGUCUGCUCACUCUGA